Messenger RNA from Pseudonaja textilis, 3659 nucleotides. It is a transcript of the gene TXNDC16, whose product is annotated as thioredoxin domain containing 16. The record is from RefSeq and is a predicted model, not a curated record. Lineage: Eukaryota; Metazoa; Chordata; Lepidosauria; Squamata; Elapidae.
CCCCCAAAAAGAAAACAAUCCCGGUUCGCUUCUUUUAAUGCCCGCUCCUUUCGCUUUCGCUUUGCUUUGCAUUUGGCUGCUGGGUCGGUGUUGCGAGAGGCCUACUACUACGCCUGAGUAAACGCUCGGCUGGAGACGAUUUUGUAAGACUUAGCGGUUUUCCUAACUGCGUUCCCCGCUUCUCCUUGGAGGGGGUGGGCUGCGGCGUUGUUGCUUGGAGCGCUUUGCAGAUGCGAUCGCUGUUUUCCCUUCGAUUCCUUCGUCUCUGUCCAGCGCAGCGAGAUUCCUGCGAACUGACCGCCUCCUUUCUUGAAUGCAGUUGCAGCAGUUCUACCCCCCCCCCGUGCCCCAAUCUCCGAAAUGCAUUCGUCAGAACGAUGCUCUCUCCCCCUGCUUUGUUAGACGGCUGUGAUUUCCUUUAAUUGCAUCUUGGCCAUUAAAACUAGUGCGGCUCAAAUUUGGAAAGAGGGGAAGAAGUUGAGUACCUAACAUGUAUUUUCCACCAAACCCUCUUUUGCUGUUUGCUUGCUUUGCUUGAUAAUGUUCCAUCAAGUGGUUUUCCACUCAUAAAACAUCAGUAUUUAAGAAAUGGCUUGACAGUCUUGUUUUAAAGUGACUGAGUCGCUGGAGCGCCCCUGUAUCACUUCAGAAAGUCACAACCCUCUAGUCUAGAAGAAAAUUGACGGGAAUCUGAAGUCCAGGUUGACGAGACACACCACUAAUCUGGAUCCUGCGGCGGUGGAAAUAAGAGUUCUCAAAAACCACAAUUGAAUCUGGGGAGUUUGGCGGUGGGGAAAUUCCCCAGGAACAAACAUUGAGUGGUGGCAGACAGCUUUGAUUGCAUUCCAGAUGCACAGAGUGAAAUGUCAGGUUGAAUUCUCCUGAGACAACUUGAGCAUCUGUAGACAUGUCAUCACCACAAAUGACUCAACGGACUCACUUCUUUUUCCUCCUCAUAUGGAUUUCUUGCAUCUCAGUGACAAGUGGUGUCAAAAACGUGAUUCCAGAGUUAAGUCCCCAGGAAUAUUUUAGCAGCUUGCAAGCAUCGAAAGCAUCUUUGGUUUAUUUUCAGAAGGAUGUUUCACCAUCUAGUGAGGUAUUCUUGGAACAGCUGGAGAACUCCAGAGAAGCUCUCCAAGAUUAUGGGAUUUCUAUCUUAAAGAUUAACUGCCAAGGAGGAGAAGCAUCCAGCUACUGCAGAGGAGAUAACUCCUUGGGAAAAAUAUACCUAUUCAGGGACCGUGUGUUAAUUCGUGAACUUGCCAUAGAUGCCUUGUUCAGCUUGGAUGCCAUUGUGGCAAAUGUACUUUUCGCUCUCCUCUUCAAUGAAGUAAAAUACAUUUCAACACUGAUGAACCUUCAGCAUUUAGAAAACUCUCUGAAGCGCCAGUCCGAUCUUGCUUUCGCAUAUGUGCAAGCAAUUGGGACAGCAGAGCACCGAGUCUUCAUGGAGGCUGCGUUCGUUUAUGGCUCAAUUAAGUUUGCCUUAACUACCGAAGUGGCAGUUCUGAAGAGCAUCCGCUAUGAAGAGCCAGAGGUGCCAUCUUCAAAACUCUUCUUUUGCCACUGUAAAGUGGCCAUGGAUCCUGAACUGCCAUGCCGCAGGACUCUGAUGGAAGAGCCACUGACUACGUUAAGCAUCCACAAGUUCCUGAAGUUGAUGGGGGAACCUCUGGUGGUGGAGGUUGCAGAAGAUCCUGAAAAGAUUUCAACUACUCAUCUCCAGCUUGGCCUACCACUGAUUUUCAUUCUGAGCCAGGAAGAGACCUUGGAAGCGGACAAGAGGAUUGCUGAAUCUGUAGCCUGGCAGUUGCUGGGGAAAGCAGGAGUCUUCCUUUUGUCAAGGAAUUCUGUUGGUCUGGAAAUUUCUUCCCUAUAUAAUGUGGCUAUCAAGACAGUUGAGGAGGAUAUGCCUGUUAAAUACCUCACAUUGAAAGAUGCAGAUGAAAUUGUAGCAUUGCUGAAAAAUGGCGAGCAGAGCAAACCUAGUCUGGAUAAUAAGGAAGAAGAGAUUUAUGAAGAGGAAGAGGAUGAGGGAGUGGAGAAUGAGAACAAUGAACAAGAUAUUCAGGAUGAUGAGGUGGUGGAAUCUGUUGUCAGAGAUCGGAAGCGUGAACUCCACCAGGAACACAUCCGUACCUUGACAGAAGAAUCCUUCCUCUCAAUUCUGGCAGGCACCAACCACACAGCAGUGCUCUUCUAUGCCAGCUGGGAAGCUGUAUCUCUAGUGGUUAUGCAGUCUUUCCUUGAAGUUGCUGCUCAGUUGAAAGGGACUCCUGAGAUUUCACUUGCAAGGGUAAACUGUUGGGAUUGGCCACACCUUUGCUUGCAGGAAAAUGUCACCCAAUUUCCUAUCAUGAAGAUGUAUACAAAAGAGAGGGCAUGGCUGGCUUACUCUGGGAUGUGGGAGACCAAAGAGAUGAUGAAGUUCAUUGAAUUAAGCAGAAAUUCUUGCCCAGUGAGAUUGAUGACGCCUGAAGAAAUAGAAGAAUAUUUAAGUGACAAAACCUUACCACAUCGCACUGUUUCUGUAUUGGGAAUAUUUGACUCAAGCAUGAGUGAAGCAAGAGAGGCUUUUAUUGAAGCUGGAAGAAUCUUAAAUGGAUAUGUCACAACAGGGAUCUACUAUGAAGAGGAUGCUACAAUUCUCUCCCAUAAAUAUAAUGUACCUCUUCCAGCACUUCUGUUUGCUAAGUCUGCCACUCAGCAAAGGAAUGCCUUCCAGCUCUCGCAGUAUAACACGCAAGACAUUGUUAAAGUAAUCCGCCAUGCAUUGCUGGAAACAUUUCCAGAGAUCACCGUGGAAAACCUGCCUGAUUACUUCCAGAUGAAGAAACCUUUGCUCAUUUUAUUCAGUGACGGGGAUCCUGGCGAAAGGGAAAUAGAAGAGAUUAAGCAUGUGGCUAUUGGCGAGGACCACAAAACCUUUAUUGCUUGCUGGCUAAACCUUAAGAACACACCCGUAGGCAGAAGUAUUCUGAAGGCUUAUUUUGGAAACUCGGUUCCCCCUGUGCCACUCCUCCUCUGGAUCAACUUUCAUUCUGGAGGCCAUGUCUUCGUCUUUCCAUCAGACCAGUCAAUUUCUGAAACAAGUAUUCUUGCUUGGAUUGAAAAACUAAAGACCAAGCAAGAAGCACCGAGAGCUACCUUGUCUGAGAAAGAGUGGAAGCCCCGCCUUCCUGCCUAUGACUUCCUGAGUAUGAUGGAACCCACCCUGCCUGAAUUUACUAUUUAUGCUCAAGAAAGUAUAAGUAUCCAUCAGGAGGAGAUCCUAAGAGAAACAAAGGCAGAAGCUGCAGUGACAAAGAAGCCCACAGAAGACUCCACCCUGGAGGAACUGAAGCCAAAGAAACCAACUGGAAGGGUCUUACGGACAGCUCCACAUCUGGGAGCAAAGGAGAAGCAGGCUAAGCACCAUUCAGAGUUAUAAAGUAAUGUCAGAUCUCUGGAUAGUUUUGGAAGUAGAGGAUAGGAUAAUGCAGAGGUCUAGAGACAGCAGUUAACAUUUCAUUAAUAUUUAUUGAAGACAGGUGUGUGAUGGUGCAAUGGUUAGAAUGCAGUAUUGCAGGCUAACUCUGCUGUCAUCCUGACCGGCUCAAGGUGGACUCAGCCUUUCAUCCUUCUGAGGUCAGUAAGUCAACCCUGAUUGUUGGAGACAA